GUAGUGUGGUGGAUUUCGUUGUUCCCUGUACCGGCUUCGCUAAUUUCGCCCCCGUACUGUACGCGCUGCUCCAAUCUAAGUGAGAACGCCAUUUGCCGACUUUUCGGUGGGAAUUAUCUGUGUGUGAAUUAUUCCGCUGCUGUGCGAGGCGCGUAAACACCCUCGAAAAGACGCGCAAUUCGCAAAUAGACGUCCGCACCCUGCACCCAAGCUGUCAUCAAUCGGUCGCCCGCGCUACCGUACCGAUACGUAGGGGCCACCCUUUUUCCCGCUUCCAUGGUGUGUGGUGCGCUUUGGUGUCAAUCUUUUGGGCGACAGUUUUCUUGCGCGCCUUCGAUGGAGCAGCAGAAUCAUUUGAAUGGCAACAGCCGCAGUGGAAAGAUCAGCUCCAACCGUUCAACAGUGCAACAAUAACUGCAGUCCAUUGCCGUCCGAGGUGCGUCCAAUCGUUUGCGUAUUGCUGUGCUACAUGCUGCGGCUUUAGGUUGUUUGCCCUUGGAAAGAUUGGGGGCUCCUGCACCGAUGGACUAACUGCACGGCACACUGUGUUUUACCCCAACUGUGAAGGGACGAUCACGCCAACCGUAGCCAAAAGGUGCCUUUUCAGUGUGCUGCAAGUUACGAGACAGCAGGAAAAUUCAUUUAAACAUUACUAAACUGUGCGAGGUUUGCUGCAGCAAAAACCAAUACCCUCGAGUGUGUUUGUUGUUAGGCUUGCUCCCUAGCCGCGUUAGGAGGGAUGCUGCUGUCAUUCGGUAGCAGUGAGUGAUCAACCUGCUUUGUUGUGUGCGAGCUCAAGUAGGCGACAAUUGCAGCGGAAAAUUAACACGCGAACUGCAUAAUUUCGUGGGACGACGGUACAUCGUUUUCCAUUUGAUUCGCAAACCCAUCAAAAACAUUUCAUUUAUCGAUAUAGGAGAAGAAAUAUUAGACUAUUAGAACUCGCAGAAUAAGUUCCACAACUUUGAAACGAAUCAUCAUCAUCAACGUGCAAUUACACACCUGUGCAUCAUGUCGGCAAACGAGGAAACGGUUCCGAAUCCACCGAUGAGUGGUAUGCGGGAAAUGCUUCGGGAAAAGCUUAGGGAAAUUUGCCGUACGCUUAACAUCGAUGCCAACACGGAGCAGUCAUCGUGGGAAGCGAUCGAGACAACUCUCGAACAGUUCGAUCUUACGGGAAACAUAAAACACUGGAUAUGCUGCGCUCUUUACGGUGAAUGUCUUAAGGAGCUUCCAGCUGUUGGUCAUCCGGGUCACUUCGUACAGGGUAAUGGCGUUAACAUUACAAAGUUGCUGACGCAGUGCAAUAUUAGCAUCCAGGAUUUCUUCACCGCGAUGAAAAAUUGGGCUGAAAUUCGUUCGCUGCCCGGUCACCUGCAGAAGACACUAGAUAAUUUGCUGCACGGUUUUUCCGUCUCGAUCACGGCCUAUACCGUGUUCUGCGUGAUGUUUCCGCGCAUCUUCAACGAAGCGAACAUCGUACCGGAUGAACCGAAGCGUAGCAAGAAAUCGAAACCGAACCCAUGCUCGUACAAUAAGCUGCGCGAGUUCUGCUGGGUGUUGUUUCUCAACGUGAAGGAAGAGCACAGCGAGCAGCGGAACGAUCUCGCCACCGCCAAGGAUCUGUGCGUGUGCGUAUUCGAUCUCAUCUAUAUCAAUCUGGUUGCCGAAGGGCGCAUGGAUCUGAUCAAUCCCAAAGUACUGAGCGAGGGUGGCAGCAGCUCGGUGGAUGGUACGACUGCUGCGGCCGAAGCAGCGAUGAGGGUAAACUUAAGGGAGCAGCUGUGCAAAGAGUAUGCGACCUCGAACGAGAGCGUGGACGGUACGAACCUUAACAUAUUCCUGCCCUCCCUGGCGGGAAUGUUGGAAGCGAAUGAGCUGAAAGGUACAAGUGUCACGGCCCUGUACGGCGUUAAAUUGGCCAGCGAAACCUACACGGGUCUCGUUUCGGUGGCCAAUUUCGAGGAAAAUAAUAAAUCGCUUAACCGUCGCUACGAAAGUGCCAUCUUGAAGUGUGGCAUGUUGGACGAGCGAAUUGUACUCAGCAGCCGUACAUCACCGACGAGUCAAAGGAAUCGCUGGAGCGACAGCAUUGCAGGCCAUCCGCGAACCCCGCUUAGCAUCAAAUCGGGCCGGGCAGGUGCGCCGACCGGAAAUCGAAUCGGCAUCGCGACCGGUGGUGGCGGAUCGGAUCUGUCAACGAACAGUCCGUUCCUCGUGCGCGGUACGCUCACACAGUUGAUGAAAAAAAUCCAAGGCCACCAUAGGGGCCAACCGCGGGGAAAUUUUCUAGUGCUGAUGAAAAACUGUACCCCUAGUCCGCUCGAUACCGUGCUGGAGCACGUUGCGCAGAUGAGGAAUCGGUUUGUGGAGAAGCUAAUUGAAGGUGAAAGAUGGCAUGCGCGGACAGCCGAAAUCCGGUUCGAUGCGAUUGAGGGACUGUAUUAUCAGCUGCUGGAAAAUAUUAUUCCGUGGGAGUUGAAAAAACGACCAACGAUGACGGUACCGAAGGUGAUCUUCGACCUGUCGACGAACAAUAUGUUCAACGAGACCUUGAUCGUGUGUGCGGCAGAAAUCAUUUUCUUUCUCCGCCAGGAGCAGCACAAUUUCCCCUGGAUACUGGAUGUGUUCGGUAUGGAACCGUUUCAGUUCUUCAGCAUCAUCGAAGUGACGGUAUCAGCGAACAGUGAUAUAUUCACAUCCGACAUUGUGAACCAUCUCCGCAGGAUUGAGGAGCAGAUCGUGGAUUCGAUUAGUUGGAAGAGUUCCUCGAUUCUGUGGGAUUGUAUGGAGAAGGAAAAUUAUAAAAUUCCAUCCAAUAAGGAUGUUGAGUUACGGGCGGAAAUAGCGGGAGUAACGCCGCUGAAGAGCGAUUCCAUACCCAACACACCGAACGGUGCUCGUGGCGGCGGCUCAUCCGGAAUAGCAGGUUCCAUUGCCGCCGGUCCUUCAUCAUCGAUGGUAACUUCAGCAACCGGGCGUCCAACACCGCAUCCCGAUUCGGCGAAAAAAAAGCUGUUUGUUGAUCCUGCCGCAACGCCAACAAAAAUAUCACCGGCAACAGCGUCAACAACGUCCAAUACUGGCACUGCUGUUACAGGUGGUACUGGUGCAGGCACCGGACCAUCUGCCGCGUCCUCCGAAUUGGCCAAUGUGCCAGGCUAUGUUAUCAACGGAAGCAAUGAUUCAAAGUCGAUCUCAUCGCUAAGUUCUCCUCAGCGCGGAAUCAACGAUAAUAAUCCGCCUUCUAUUGAAACGCGUCGAUUGAACUUUUUCUUUCGCAAGAUGUACCAGGUCGCGUACUAUCGGCUGUGCAAUCUCUGCCAGAAUCUCGGCAUCGAUUCGGAAGCGACCCAGAAACUGAUCUGGACAAUAUUCGAGUAUACGAUCACGAAAAGCUCGAAGGAUUUGCCGCGUGAUCGCCACUUGGAUCAGCUGCUCAUGUGUGCGAUCUUCGUGACGGUACGCCUCAAGAAGUUGCCGAACACGUUCAAGCAGAUCAUGCACUGCUACCUCAGUCAGCCACAGGCAAACAGCUCCAUCUAUCGGAGCGUCUUCAUUCGUUACGAAAACACAGCACCAGGGGAAGGCGGCAACAAAGGGGAUGAUACAAAUGGCCGGAAUGAUGAGCCGACAGGUGAAAACAAACGGCUGCCAGUGACGGAGAUGGGAGGCACCUCGGUGCAGUACGGUCGGGAAGUAUACGGUGAUAUAAUCAAGUUCUACAACGAUAUCUACGUACUGAAGGUGUAUGAAUUUGCUAUGCAGUAUAUCAACACUGACGUGUCGCAGGAAUCAUUAUUCCUCUCGCCAACGCCCAAAUCGCAAACGCGCAACAUACAGAAAUCACCACGCCAGAUCAGCUCCGGCAUCAAUCUGUUUGUAUCGACCACAAACAAGAUUUGCUCGUUGCAGGACUCACCGAACGUUCGCGAGCUCACCUUCUCUUCGAGCCCUGGGCAAAGCCCGACGAUACACGACCGUAAGAUACCAGCAUUGGCUCGUGACAAAUCCGGAGAUACGGUUGUUCGCAAAGGAGCCGAAUCAUCCGCAUUCGAAUCAACGGUACCACCGAAAAUGAGGCGGCUGGAUAAAAUUCAUCAGGAUCGACAGCAUCAGGAUCACGAAUCGUCGGAAAUCGAAUAGAACAGGAUGAACCCCCCCUUGCAGGACCGUCAAAAUCGCCGGUUUCAGAUUAACACCUUUCCUCCCUCAACUCCCUUCCGUUAGAUGCGUCAUUUCUGUUUUUUUUUUAACGUACGAAUUUAAGCUUCACCAAGACGGGACAAAUAACGGACUUUCUAGGACAAUUCGGUACUCAUAGUGUAUACAGAUUUUCGACUAUUCUUAUGUUUUGUUUUAAGCUGCCGAGAAGGAAAUCUUCUCCUGUAGGUAAAACCAGCCCUGGUGGUAGUGCAAUUUAUUGGUUCCACUUCCCUUUUAAAGAACAAUCUGCUUCACGCAGAUAGCAUUGUGUGUGCAUAGGUGUGUUUUAACUGAUCGAAGAAAUGAUGGGUGGUGAACAUAGCAAUUUAGGAUUCGUUGACUGUGUAAUGUUAAGUUUUAAAUCCUGUUGGUGUAAUCUGGUUCUGACCUUUUUGUUUUGCUUCGAACAAUACGACUUACAUUACUUGUGAGUAAUGUUGGGGUUAUGGUUUUAACUAUAUUGUAUAAUAUCUAUCCCUUAUUGAAUUAUUUCAUCGUUUUUUAUCAUUUCCACCCCACUGUGCGUUUUUUACCGCUUAGAUUGUUCAAAAAAUCAAAACGAACCAUUCUUGCUGACGCGAUAGUUUGUUUAGAGUAUGUUUUUUAUCCGCUUUCUGUUUUGUGUUUUAAGACUAACAUAUAGAUGAUGGCAUUAUGUUUGAGAUUAAAUGACAAACUUGAUCUUUUUUGUAUGUUAACAAUUAGUAAGCGACAGAGAGCUAGGAAACGGUACUGACUGCACUCAUGCGCUCUACCACUGAUAGCGCCCUGCCAUGCGGUGCGGUUCUGUCCCAUGUGCUCAUCCUUCCUGAACACCCUUACUGGCGACAAGUUUUGGUGGAUCUCAAAGUUCGGUGUCUUUCAUUAUUGUGAUCUUCUUUUUUCCAUUUUAAACGUAUUCUGCGCCUGUACUGCGUGUACAGGCGCUUAUGCGUAUAAUGUAUGUUUAUGUAUAUGUAUGCGUGUGCGUGUGUGUGUUAGUGUGUAUAAUGUAUAAGUGUGAGAGGCUCGAUUUUUAGCCCUUGCCAAACAUAGACUUUUAGUAGCAAAUCUUAAUAAUUUUAUAGCACACGAAAAACAUGCCCAUCCCCCUCCCUUAGUGUAUAGUGUCUAAUGUUUAUUUAUUUAAAGCAACCAACCUCUACUUACACUGGAUUCAAUCCGCGCGUUCAAUCUACGAGGAUCAUUCUUGUUUUGCUUUGUUAACAAUCACAAAGAAAAAUACAGCAGCGCUCCUCCGUGGACUGGAUAGUGUUUUGUUCCGGUACCUUUAAUUCCACCGGUAGGCUAUAAAAUGUGUAUGAAGAUAUCCGACCUUGCAACAAUAUUCAGGUGCGCGACUGGAAGAUUGUCUCUGUCGGAGAUUGAGUGAACAAAUCGCGUAUCUCCUCAUUGCAUCUCAAUGCGCAAAAACCUAGAUUUGCAGUAGUUUUUGCCAGGCUGGCGGCGUACAAAAACAAAAACGUUCUGCGGAUAUGUAUACCCCCGAUCCCAGUCGUUAGAGGGACGGCUGAUGUACGUGUACAGUAUUACACAAUCUUUUGACACUUUGUUUGGAUUUGAAUUAGUAGAUGAACGAAAUUUUGCAAUCCCAUAACCGAAAAUAGAUGCAUUCAGAAGGAUGAGAAUACACUGGACGCUGGCAGAAUUAUCGCAGGUGCAGUUAGGGCGUUAGCUGGGUAGUAUCAUAGAGAUAGAGAGAUUGAAGGGAAAUUACGACGAACGAAUUUGUAGAAAGUUGUCCUACCCUUUUAAUGAGGUUCUUUAAGGUUCACAAGCUAAUAACACCUAGCAAGGAUUGGCUACA
Anopheles moucheti is the source of this 6013-nucleotide messenger RNA. Its product is annotated as retinoblastoma family protein-like. The record is from RefSeq and is a predicted model, not a curated record. Gene Ontology annotation, molecular function: RNA polymerase II transcription regulatory region sequence-specific DNA binding. NCBI's taxonomy places the organism in Eukaryota, Metazoa, Arthropoda, Insecta, Diptera, Culicidae. Gene Ontology annotation, cellular component: chromatin; transcription regulator complex; nucleus. Bases 1012 to 4146 code for a protein of 1044 amino acids. The transcript has 9 exons. Gene Ontology annotation, biological process: regulation of transcription by RNA polymerase II; cell differentiation; negative regulation of G1/S transition of mitotic cell cycle.